AUGGGAAGUCAACUUCUUAAGCUCUCCGUUUUUUCUUCAGGUCAUGUUAUUACAACUUCAGGUUCUAAUGGUGCUAGUGAACAAAAGCUCAAAAGAGGCAUUUUGAUUCUCAAACCACUUUUAUCCUAUUAUAGAAGAUAUUGGUCGGCAGCUCCAAGGAGAUCCUGGGCUGUUCUCAAAUCCACCUCCACUGAUCCAUUCUCAAAAGUAGCAAUAAUGGGAGUCCUAGACCUGGAUGAGGCGAUUUCUCCAAAGUGUGGAUUUUUUUCCUUGUUGGACUGUAAUACUUCAGGGUGGAUACGAAGUUUUGUAGCAGAUUACUGGAUAUGCAUAUCAUCGAUUUGGUGCUGCAAUUGCAUGGAUGCUAAUGGGUGCAUUGAUCUUGGUGGCCUUUUAAGGGUUACAGCAGGUUAUGGAACAAAAGUAUCGCUCUCUGUUGGAUCGGAUGGACAACCGGAUAUCAUCAAGGAGUGGCAGAUUGAGGAAAGGCAGCUGAGAUUUGCAUCAAUGGUAUAUUUGGGUGAGCAGUAUGUGAAAUACCCUACACUUUCUGAUGUAACUUUAAUGAUUGAAGGCAAAAGGUUUUAUGCUCACAUAAUCUGCCUGCUUGCUUCUUCUGAUGCGUUUCGGGCAAUGUUUGAUGGUGGUUAUAGGCAAGGGACACAAGAAAGAGAUCAUUCUUCAGAAAGGAUUGGUAUGUUCUCACGAAAGGUAUGGAAUUGUAGAAGGGUGAAUCUGAGGGUGCAUAGUGUAGUGAAGAAAGCACAUCUUGGCCUUGUUACAGCCCUAGCCUUCUCACAGGAUUCAAGAGCCCUGGUGUUUGCAUCUCUUGAUUCAAGUGCAAGGGUCACACAAAUCAAAGAAACCAAAAACAAUGAAGAGAAAACACACACUGAUAAGAACAUGUCAACCAUGUUUGAUGUGUUGAGAAGGAACAGAACUGUACAGCUUGAAACUUUAGUCCUGAAAUGUAAACCCUGGUUGAUGAUUUGUCAUGAAUGUUCAGACUAUUUUCCAAAAAUACCCCAUGGAUUGGAUCCUGUCUAUAGUAUGUUUAAACAGCAUGUUGCUGCUGAAGGAACAACCUUGGUCAAACAGUCAAAAGAUGCUGCAAGUAAUAAGAAGGUGGAAAAGCGAUUGCAGGUUCAUCCUGCUACAUGA
Messenger RNA from Lactuca saligna, 1161 nucleotides. NCBI's taxonomy places the organism in Eukaryota, Viridiplantae, Streptophyta, Magnoliopsida, Asterales, Asteraceae. The record is from the annotation of a GenBank genome assembly.